This is a messenger RNA of Strongylus vulgaris, 284 nucleotides long. The record is from the annotation of a GenBank genome assembly. NCBI's taxonomy places the organism in Eukaryota, Metazoa, Nematoda, Chromadorea, Rhabditida, Strongylidae.
AUGAUCGAGCAGCAUCCUUACUCCCACUCUAAAUACAUUGCCGGUCAUACCGAUACGAUUGCUGGAUGUGUCACGACAAAAUCUAUGGAACAUUGGGAACGACUUAAAAUGCAGCAGUUCUCCACCGGUAGCGCCCUUUCACCAUUCGACGCCGCCUUGGUGGCCCGCGGUCUGAAGACCUUGCCAUUGCGAAUUGAUAAGAUCUCCUCGAACGCUCGUGCCGUGGCGAAUUUUCUCGCUAAACAUCCAAAGGUUUCAAAGAUUUCCUUUUUUUUGGGGUGAAA